This is a messenger RNA of Sturnus vulgaris (Common starling), 1264 nucleotides long. Its product is annotated as endonuclease domain-containing 1 protein-like. The record is from RefSeq and is a predicted model, not a curated record. Lineage: Eukaryota; Metazoa; Chordata; Aves; Passeriformes; Sturnidae. Gene Ontology annotation, molecular function: metal ion binding; nucleic acid binding; hydrolase activity.
ACCAUGCUGCAAGUCAGCAAAUCUGGGAGAAAUUCUGAGAAAAUUAUUACAAACAACUGUCAACACAUUUCAGGUGGCACUCCUGAGGAUUCAAACAGUCCUUUCUCCAGGGAGAAAACUGAAGGAACGGUUCAGCUGCCUGUUCUGAGACUCUGCUUCAAGGGGAGCAAGAGCCCUUCACUGAAAUCCUCCCACGAUGCUGGGGCUGCUGCUGCUGCAGGUGUUGGCGAGCUGCCUCUGGCUGGGAUGCAGUGAGGUGGUGAGAUCCUUUGAAACUUCUUGUCCUCAGUUUUUCUAUGCGAAGUUCAUCCCAAGUGAAGGCCUGCAUCCACAGAAUGCAGCUAGGAUAUGUCAGAGUUUUGAUGACGCGUAUCACUAUGCCACCCUGUAUGACAGAAACAGGAGAAUUCCAGUGUACUCUGCUUACAAAUACGACCCUGGAAAUGCCACGAGACCUCGUAAGUGGUGGUAUGUUGAGCCCCAGCUGAUAAGUGACAAUAAUCUUAGGGAGAUGGAAAGAGAGUUGGUCCUCAUACAUCAAUACAAAUUCACCGUAGACAAAAUCAAAGCAAGCCAGGCUGUCCUUGAAGACUACAAACAAAUGACUGGUUUGGACCGUGGUCAUAUGUGCCCCAAUGGCCAUAUGAAUAGUAAAACAAACAAGACAGCAACCUUCACCCUCACCAACAUAGUGCCCCAGGACAGCAGACUCAACACUGGCCAGUGGAGCACCUCUGAGUCUAGAACAAUGCCUGUAAGGACAAAGGGCUGUAAAACCUGUGUCAUCAUGGGUGCUGUGCCUGGGAACACCAAGGUCGCCAAUGGAAGGGUUAACGUACCCAGCUACAUCUGGUCAGCUGCCUGCUGCCUGGUGGGUGCAAAUCCCACAAGGGCUUGGGGGGCCAUCGCUGAGAACAACAAGAACAGGGUUUACAAACUCAAGCUGGGGGAUCUGGAGAACAGAUUGACCAAUCUGUAUAAUAGGGGAACGGUUACUCUGUUUGACAAUGCCUGUCCCCGACAAAAAGCCUGACAUUCUUGAUGGAAAAGGCUCAGGAGAUUUUCCCACCUGUCACAGAAUCACAGAAUGGGUUGGUUUUGAUGGGAUAUUAAAGCCUUCAAGAUCAUCUCAUUUUGACUUGCAUGCCAGGGGCAGAGACACCUUCCACUACUCCAGGUUGUUCCAAGUCCUCCCCAGCCUGGCCUUAAACGCUUGCAGGGAUGGGGCAGUCAAAACAGUUCUGGGUAACUUUUGCUCGUACCA